Molecule: messenger RNA, 486 nt
Organism: Penicillium olsonii
Lineage: Eukaryota; Fungi; Ascomycota; Eurotiomycetes; Eurotiales; Aspergillaceae
Source: the annotation of a GenBank genome assembly
AUGGACUACAAUAAACCCCUCGACCUGCUUCACAGGGCAGAAGAAGCGGAAUGGGUUCAUAAGGUAAAUAUGGCUCGGGUUGACGGCCGUCUUUGCGACUGGGCUACAAGCCUCCACCCUGAAAAGCUCCCCUGUCGUCUUGACGGUGGCUUUCUCAAUGGGUCGUAUAACCUUGUCCAAAAACUUAUUUUUGACGACGGGAAAGUUUGGUUUCUCCGCUUGCCUCGCGCAAGCAGCAUUUCACCGGAACAUGCAGACGAGAAAAUGGCGAUGGAAGUUGAGGCUCUUCACCUCGUCCGGAAAGAAACCUUAAUACCCGUCCCAAAGGUCUUCGCUUGGGGCCUUGCUCAAGAGAACCCUUUAGGUCUAGGUCCUUUCAUCUUCAUGGAUUUCAUCGAUGGUGUCUGCCUGAAUACCAUUUUUGGAGGAAAGGAUUCGAGAUUGCUGAAAGAAGAUAUUUCCGAUACUGAUAUCGAGUUCAUCUAG